UCGUUAUUAGCAGGUCAAAGAAACAGCCGCUGCAAACUUAAGGUGACAUUUAGCUAUCUGGUCACCGCAGCUCAUCCGAGCCAAAGCCAUUUUAAAAAUAGAGUGGUGGCACAAAUAUAAGCAUGUCUUCUCUCAGGAGGACGGCGGGUGUCCUCCGAACCGGCCUGCAGCUCUUCAGACGCGGACCUCAGCAGAUGACCGUCAGAAAGGCAGGAGGUGGCGCUCAUAUUGAACCCCAAUACAGACAAUCUCCUCAGCUCACCAGGAACCAGAAGUUUCAGGCAGAGCUGCUCAGCGGCGCCAUGUGGUUCUGGAUCCUGUGGCACAUCUGGCACGAUCCAGACGCCGUACUGGGUCAUUUCCCAUGGCCGGACACUUCAGCAUGGACAGAUGAGGAGCUGGGAAUUCCACCUGAUGAUGAAGAGUAGAUUCACCCCCAACAACCCAAUAUGUGCACCAGAUCACAAAACCCGCACAUUUUCUGUAGAGGAAACUGAAAGUUCCUGUUAUGUAUAUGGACUUAUUAUCAAGUCUAAUUGUUAAAGUUGCAUUAUAAAAUAAAGAAAUAAAAGCCAUCAACACUUCAAUUA
Sinocyclocheilus anshuiensis is the source of this 590-nucleotide messenger RNA. It is a transcript of the gene ndufb2, whose product is annotated as NADH:ubiquinone oxidoreductase subunit B2. Gene Ontology annotation, biological process: mitochondrial respiratory chain complex I assembly. The coding region runs from base 123 to 428 and encodes 101 amino acids. The transcript is spliced from 4 exons. NCBI's taxonomy places the organism in Eukaryota, Metazoa, Chordata, Actinopteri, Cypriniformes, Cyprinidae. The record is from RefSeq and is a predicted model, not a curated record. Gene Ontology annotation, cellular component: mitochondrial inner membrane; respiratory chain complex I.